Messenger RNA from Fundulus heteroclitus (mummichog), 1421 nucleotides. It is a transcript of the gene gsx1, whose product is annotated as GS homeobox 1. Gene Ontology annotation, biological process: regulation of DNA-templated transcription. Lineage: Eukaryota; Metazoa; Chordata; Actinopteri; Cyprinodontiformes; Fundulidae. The record is from RefSeq and is a predicted model, not a curated record. The transcript is spliced from 2 exons. The coding region runs from base 239 to 970 and encodes 243 amino acids. Gene Ontology annotation, cellular component: nucleus. Gene Ontology annotation, molecular function: DNA-binding transcription factor activity, RNA polymerase II-specific; sequence-specific double-stranded DNA binding.
UGGGGAAGCGUGCAGUGGGAAUGCCUAGAGAAAGGCACAAAACCCUAUUGAGAGCCCUCGCCCGCUUACGGCGUAACCGUCACAUGGCCGAACCUGGUCCAUCGGCAGCUAUUUAAGGCGAGGCCGUGCGCCUUCAGCACCACUUCGCUGUCCACCAUUCCACUGAGAGCACACUGACGCACCCAGCGACGCAUCGAGGCUCAGACUACAGCCACGCCGAGCAACAAGUUCUGCAAACAUGCCGCGGUCUUUUCUCGUGGAUUCCUUGAUUUUGAGGGAGGCCAACGACAAGGGAAGUGAGAGCAACCCGCCUCUGUUCCCGUACGCAGUGCACUCGCCGCACCACCCGCACGGGCUGCCGGGCUCCUGCCACUCAAGGAAAGCCGGACUGCUGUGCUUCUGCCCGCUGUGCAUGGCCGCAUCCCAGCUCCAUCCUUCUCCCCCUACACUGCCGCUCCUCAAAGCUUCGUUUCCCCCCUUUGGCUCGCAGUACUGCCACUCCGCGCUAUCCAGGCAACACGCUACGUCCAACAGCGUGAACCUCAGCCACGCUCCGGGGAUAUACCAAGCUGCGUACACGGUCCCAGACCCAAGGCAGUUCCACUGCAUCUCCAUCGAAAACAACAACGGAAAACUUCAGAGUAGCAAGCGCAUGCGCACGGCCUUCACCAGCACGCAACUUCUGGAGCUGGAGCGAGAGUUCACCUCCAACAUGUACCUGUCCAGACUGAGGCGCAUCGAGAUCGCCACGUACCUGAACUUGUCCGAGAAGCAGGUGAAAAUAUGGUUCCAGAACCGCAGAGUGAAGCACAAAAAGGAGGGCAAGAGCGGCGGUCAGAGAACUGGAUCACACAACUGCAAAUGCUCGUCCCUGUCCGCCACUAGAUGCUCGGAAGAGGAGGACGACGACAUCCCCGCAUCUCCAUCCUCGUCAGAAAAGGAGGAUGUGGACCUGUCUGUCUCCCCUUGAACGUCCCACAGAACUGCUAUAUAAAAUAAUAUUUGAUCUUAACGAGAUUUAAAUGCUGCCAAAAAAAAAAAAUCAAGGAAAGAAAAGCAAAGAAAGAAGACUAUGCCCAGUCGUUUGUACAUUAAGAGAUAUUUAAUCAGGGAACUGCUCUGAAUUAUUGUAUAGCUGUAUACAUGUUGUACGUAUUGUAUGUAGUUUUUUUCUGAAAACAGUCCAUUGUUGUUAUCCGAUGAGCACGCUGGACAUUUUUGUAAAGACGAGCAACAUUGUUAUUAUUAGUAUUUGGAGGGGGACAGUUUGGUGAAUAUGUGGAUGGAACUGUCACUUAAAAAAAUCUCCACCACUGUCACAUAACUGGUGCCACUCUGAAAUUAUAUCUCCGGUGUAAUUCGAAAAAUAUUUAUUUAUUUAACAUGUUGAUACUUAAAUAAAAAAAUAUUUCUGAGCUGUA